Messenger RNA from Phytophthora sojae, 1578 nucleotides. RefSeq lists its product as hypothetical. The coding region runs from base 1 to 1578 and encodes 525 amino acids. Gene Ontology annotation, molecular function: protein binding; palmitoyltransferase activity. NCBI's taxonomy places the organism in Eukaryota, Oomycota, Peronosporomycetes, Peronosporales, Peronosporaceae. The record is from RefSeq and is a predicted model, not a curated record. The transcript has 5 exons.
AUGCGCGCAGCUCCGAAGGCCGACGCGGCCACCGAGCUGACGCCUCUGGUCGGCGCGGCGGCGUCCGGCGGCUCGCGCUCCAACUUUGGCUCCGGCUCGGGCGCGCCGCUGCUGUCGCCCAGCUACGCGGCGUCGUCGCCGUCCGAGGAGCCCGAGCCCAAGGCGGCAAGUCCGCCCCGCCCCGGCAACUUAGCGACGCUCUUGUCGCAGCAUGAGGACGAGCCCCAGAGCGACGCAGAAGAGGACGGAGAAGAAGAAGAAGAAGACGCCACUGAGGGCCAAUACGCCUACUUCGCGUCGCCCGCCAAGGUGCUGGGCUCGGCCUGCGUCAAGGGAGACUUCUUCCUGGCCCAGAGCGCCGUGGAGAUGGCCAUCAGUAAAGCAACUCAAGCGGCCGAGCGGCAGGAGGAGAAGAGGGCCGAGAGGGAGCUGGCGGACGUGGUGCGGCGCCGGGUGACCGACAGCGUCUUCCGCCUGCUGACGGUGCACGAGGCGCGCCAUCAGAUGAACGCGCUGCACCUCGCAGUGCUCUACGAGCACCCGACGGUGGUGACGUACCUGGUGUCGGAGGCCAAGAAGUACUUCCCCGAGGAUAAGGAGGCGUUGGUGAAGAUGAGGAGCGCUGACAAGAAGAGACACAUCCAUCUGCGCGGACGCCAGAAUGGCCAUGGGACGCCUGAAUGCGCCUCGGAUAAGGAGGAGAUCGAUGACGAGACCAACAGCAACGCCAGUACUGAGACCCAGGAGCAGGAACAGGAACAGGAAUUGGCGUGUGGCACGCUGCAGGACUUUCUAGACAGUCGCUGUGGAGAGUCCAAGCACCGCGCCACGGCGCUCAUGUUGUGUACGUCUGUGGCGUGUGCCACCACGUUGAUCGAUAGUGGCGCGUCGCUGGAUGCGAUGAACUCGUCUGGGUUGACGGCGAUGCAUUACGCGGCGAGCACGGGGAAUGCAGCCGACCAAACGGACAGCCGCGGGGCGACGGCCUUGCACUGGGCCGUGUUUGAAGGGUUCCAAUACACGGCGAUGCUGUUGGUGGGCUACGGGGCGAACCAGAAGAUCUGCGACUCGGAGAAGCAGACGCCGCUAAUGAUCGCCAGCGCUCUUGGAGAUGCGUUCUUGGCCAAGCAACUGGUGGCGGAAGGAGCGCCCGUGAAAGCCAAGGACAAGCACGGUAGAACGGCGAUGGACAUUGCACGGCAAGGCACACACUUCGACACAGCAAGUGCAUUGAAAGCAGUUUGCAUCAAGGACCCGGGGUACGUACCGCGCUCCACGCGCCCCGCCUACGAAUUGCUGGCUGCGGAGGAUAACGCUGUACCGUGCCCGACCUGUGUCACGCGCAAGCCUCAGCGAUCCAAACACUGCUCAGCCUGCAGACGCUGCGUGUAUCGCUUCGACCACCAUUGCCCGUGGAUAAAUAACUGCACCUUGUCAAGCUUCUGCUUCACGAUCGGUGCUCUGUCACUGAGUAUUUUGCUGGACCCUGUGUCCUUGCACCCGUCCGCCCCCAGUGUUGGUGACGGCCCUGGAGACACGGCGCCGUGGCCUUGGCGGUGGUUGCAACCCCCUGAAUGA